Molecule: messenger RNA, 1101 nt
Organism: Onychostruthus taczanowskii (white-rumped snowfinch)
Lineage: Eukaryota; Metazoa; Chordata; Aves; Passeriformes; Passeridae
Gene: GPR15
Product: G protein-coupled receptor 15
Exons: 1
Coding region: 1-1101 (366 amino acids)
Biological process (GO): immune response; G protein-coupled receptor signaling pathway
Cellular component (GO): membrane
Molecular function (GO): G protein-coupled receptor activity
Source: RefSeq, a predicted model, not a curated record
AUGAGGACAGCUGGGCCAGAAACAGAACUUGCCCCGCUGUCAUCCAUGACUACAGUCACCUUCAACUACGACUACUACUACGAUGACCAGUGCCAGUACCAGCACCUGCAACAUAUGUCUACUUUCCUGCCUAUCCUUUACAGUGCCGUGUUCCUGGUGGGCAUUAUUGGCAACUCAAUCCUGAUAGCGGCCUUGAUCUUCAAGCGGCGGGUCCAGAGGCUGAUUGACAUCUUUAUCAUCAACCUCGCUACGUCUGACUUCAUCUUCCUCAUCACACUGCCUUUCUGGGUGGACAUGGAGGUGUCAGAUGAGAGCUGGAGGGUAGGAUCUUUCCUGUGCAAAGCUAGUUCCUAUGUCAUCUCAGUCAACAUGUACUGCAGCAUCUUGCUACUCACCUGCAUGAGUGCUGACCGGUACCUCGCUAUCAUGCACCCCUGUGUCGCACGACGGAUCAGGACAAGAUCCUAUUUUGGGGGACUCUGCAUCUCUGUCUGGGUAUUAUCCUGUUGCUUAGGGAUUCCAACCCUUUUGUCCAGAGAACUGAAGACUCAAUAUGGAAAGACUUACUGCACAGACAAAGCCGUGACAGAAGUCAAACAGAUCAUGUCACUGAUGCUUUUAAUCCUGGCCUUCUUUGUCCCACUGUUGAGUAUCUUAACCUUUUAUUGUUCCAUCACCAAGAGACUCUGUGUGCACUAUCAGAAGGCUGGGAAACAUGAUAAGAAGCUGAGAAAAUCCAUCAAGAUCGUCUUCAUUGUAGUGGCAGCUUUUGUUGUCUCCUGGGUUCCUUACAAUCUUUUCAAGCUUAUGGCCAUCCUUUUGCGGCUCCUGAAGCAGCCCAGCUGCUUUUCUGGCACGGUUGCCCAACUGGGCAUGAAGGUGAGCAGCCCUUUUGCUUUUGCCAAUAGCUGUGCCAACCCUUUCAUUUACUUUUGCUUUGACAACUACAUCCGCAGAGCCAUGCUCCAGUGCCUGUGCCCACAGGUGAAAAUGAGCAGCAACAGCUCCGAUACCCUGGACACCCACCUGAGCCAUUCCUUAUCCAAUUUUGUGGCAGGGGAGUAUUCCACGAGGAAGAGGAAGCGCUCUGUGUCCCUCUGA